GCUGCUCUUCCAAGCCCGAGCUUCUGCAACUUCAGGCCUUCCAACUUUCACGCUUUCAGAGCUAGCUCUUCUACCGAUACAGCUCUCGUGGAGACCUUGGAAUCCGCCGACGUCUUUUUUAAGGAGACUUACCCUCUGAACCGAGUCGAAACGGUGGAGGGAAAAAUCUUCAUCAGGCUAGAUCGCGGGCAGAAUAAUGAGAAUAUGCAGCUCACUGUAGGUUGUAAUCUUCCCGGGAAAUGGAUUCUUCACUGGGGAGUUUCUUAUUUGGACGAUGUUGGCAGCGAAUGGGAUCAACCUCCUGCUGAAAUGAGACCACAGGGUUCAAUUCCCAUCAAGGACUAUGCCAUAGAGACACCUUUAAAGAAAGCAUUAUCACCGGAUGGAGAUACUUUUCAUGAAGUGAUGAUCGAUCUUAUCCCGAAGAGUGCAAUCGCCGCUAUCAAUUUUGUUUUAAAGGAUGAUGAAACUGGUGCUUGGUAUCAGCACAGAGGAAGAGAUUUCAAGGUGCCUCUAGUAAACUACCUUCAAGAUGAUGGCAAUAUAGUAGGAGCAAAAAGGAGCCUCAGUAUGUGGCCAGGGGCUUUGGGGCCGCCAUCUAACUUGGUCCUUGGGGCAGAAGUCUCACACUCUAAUGAUUCAGACAGCACCAAUGAAUUCAGAGAGCCUAGACAAGAAAGUAGGAGCCUAGAAGGUUUCUACGAGCAGCCUAUUGCAAAACAUGUAGCUUUUGAGAAUUCAGUCACUGUUUCUGUUAGAAAGUGCCCAGAGACAGCUAAAAGUCUUCUGUAUGUGGAAACCGAUCUACCUGGAGAUGUUGUCAUUCACUGGGGUGUUUACAGAGAUGAUGCUAAAAGUUGGGAAAUUCCAUCUGGCCCACAUCCACCUGAAACAAUAUUUUUUAGGGACAAGGCUUUGCGUACACGAUUACAGCCAAAAGAGGGAGGAGAUGGAUGUUGGGGCUUGUUUACUCUAGAAGAAGGACUUGAAGGUUUUGUUUUUGUGCUCAAGCUAGAUGAGGGCACUUGGUUGAAAUGUAUGGGAAAUGACUUCUACAUUCCUCUCCCAAGUUCUAGUAGCUUGCUUACUAAAUCCAGACAAGAUCUAUCUGAAAGUGCACAGAUACCUGACAAUAAUGCAGAAGCAAAUGAAGAAGCAUCCCUUAGUGCAUAUACUAAUGAAAUAAUAAAUGAAAUAAGGAACCUGGUAAGCGACAUUUCUACUGAGAAGAGUCGAAAUACCAAAACUAAAGAAGCCAAAGAAAGUAUUCUUCAGGAAAUUGAAAAGCUUGCUGCUGAGGCCUAUAGUAUCUUCAGGAGCUCGAUUCCAACUUUCUCAGAGGAAGCUGUUGUUGAAUCCGUGGAACCUAAACCUUCAGUCAAAAUAUGCUCGGGGACAGGCACAGGGUUUGAAAUAUUGUGCCAAGGGUUUAACUGGGAAUCUCAUAAAUCUGGAAGAUGGUACAUGGAGCUGAAAGAAAGAGCUUCAAAAUUAUCUUCACUUGGUUUCACCGUGAUAUGGUUACCACCACCUACAGAAUCUAUAUCACCCGAAGGAUACAUGCCAAAAGAUUUAUACAAUUUAAAUUCCAGAUAUGGAAAUAUUGAUGAGCUGAAAGAAGUGGUGAAGACAUUCCAUGAUGUUGGUAUUAAAGUUCUUGGAGAUGUUGUCUUGAAUCAUCGCUGUGCACACUAUAAGAAUCAGAAUGGUGUUUGGAACAUCUUUGGUGGCCGUUUAAAUUGGGAUGAGCGUGCAGUGGUUGCAGAUGAUCCACAUUUUCAGGGUAGAGGCAACAAAAGUAGUGGAGAUAAUUUCCAUGCUGCUCCAAAUAUUGAUCAUUCCCAAGAUUUUGUGAGGAGGGAUCUCAUAGAAUGGUUAUGUUGGCUGAGGAAGGAAAUUGGGUACGAUGGAUGGAGGCUUGAUUUUGUCAGGGGAUUUUGGGGUGGUUAUGUCAAAGACUACCUUGAGGCAAGUGAACCUUUCUUUGCUGUUGGUGAGUAUUGGGAUUCCCUCAGUUAUACAUAUGGUGAAAUGGAUCACAAUCAAGAUCCACAUAGACAGAGAAUUAUUGACUGGAUCAAUGCGACUAAUGGAACUGCUGGUGCCUUUGAUGUCACUACCAAAGGGAUUCUUCAUUCAGCCCUGGAAAGAUGUGAAUAUUGGCGAUUAUCUGAUCAAAGGGGAAAACCUCCUGGAGUUCUUGGGUGGUGGCCAUCGCGUGCUGUUACCUUUAUAGAGAAUCAUGACACUGGUUCUACUCAGGGUCACUGGAGAUUCCCAGGUGGAAAGGAAAUGCAAGGAUAUGCUUACAUCCUAACUCAUCCAGGAACACCCACGGUGUUCUACGACCACAUUUUCUCUCACCACCAAUCUGAAAUUGCAGCUCUGAUAUCUCUCAGGAACCGGAAUAAAAUCCACUGUCGCAGUACUGUUCAAAUCACCAAGGCCGAAAGGGAUGUGUAUGCGGCCAUCAUUGGUGAAAAUGUUGCAGUGAAGAUAGGACCAGGUCAUUCUGAACCCCCAAGUGGGCCCCAGAGAUGGUCUUUAGCUGUUGAGGGAAAAGAUUACAAGGUCUGGGAAACAUCUUGAUAUAGUCACAAUGAUAUGAAACAUAUCUAUAGGUAUAUAAAGUCAGUUACUACAAGGUUUCCACGACAAGUUCUUGUCAUGUUUUGCUAAAAAUUUCAGUGAGAAAUAAUGUAAUUGUUCGUGAUGGUGGUCUGGUUGCAAACCUCCAUUGAAGUUGCCUGUACCACAUGCUUCUCCUGACCCUAGAGGGUUAAUAUCAGCUUGACGGGCGCCGCCGGGGGAGUACUAUUACGGCCAGUUAUCUAGUGUGUAAGCAGAAGCAUCGUAUUAGGUGUUGGAUACGGAUGUACCAUUAAGCAUAUAAUUGGACUGUACAACCUCGUGUAAACAUUAUUUCAAUAAAGAUGUCAAGAAUAUCAUUAUACUAUUUACUGUAGAGUUCUGUAAACAAACAUUGAUUAUAAGUGACUAAAUUUUUUUUCUUC
Messenger RNA from Juglans microcarpa x Juglans regia, 3014 nucleotides. Its product is annotated as alpha-amylase 3, chloroplastic-like. The annotation marks the transcript as partial. The transcript is spliced from 13 exons. Gene Ontology annotation, biological process: carbohydrate metabolic process. The record is from RefSeq and is a predicted model, not a curated record. Gene Ontology annotation, molecular function: calcium ion binding; alpha-amylase activity. Lineage: Eukaryota; Viridiplantae; Streptophyta; Magnoliopsida; Fagales; Juglandaceae.